AUGGAGAUCGCUGAUGCAGCCCAGCAGUUUCAGUAUGCAGUGAGAGUUAUUGGAAGCAACUUUGCUCCCACCGUUGAACGGGAUGAAUUUCUUGUGGCAGAGAAAAUCAAGAAAGAACUUGUGCGACAAAGAAGGGAAGCAGAUGCUGCUUUGUUUUCAGAACUCUACAGAAAACUCAGUUCACAGGGCAUUUUGAAAAACAAAUGGUCAAUACUCUACCUCCUGCUUAGCCUUAGUGAAGAUCCACGUAAGCAGUCUAACAAGGUAUCAAGUUAUGCCACACUUUUUGCUCAAGCAUUGCCACGGGAUGCUCACUCAACCCCUUAUUACUAUGCCAGGCCUCAAAGCCUUCCGUUGAAUUACCAAGACCGCAGUGCUCAGUCUGCCCAGAGUUCUGGCAGCAUGGGGAGCAGUGGAAUCAGCAGCAUCAGCCUGUAUGCCCUGAAUGGGCCAACGCCAACUCCGCAAUCACUCCUUCCAGGACAAUCCUAUCAAGCCCCAGGCGUUGGAGAUUGCCUCCGUCAACAAUUAGGGUCACGUCUCGCAUGGACUCUAACUGCAAGCCAGCCUUCUUUACAAAGCACUACCUCAAAAGGCUUUUCAAAUGCUGUCUCCCGUGGUGUGCCAAGGUCAAGACGAGAAGGGGAUGCAAGUG
This is a messenger RNA of Fulmarus glacialis (Northern fulmar), 655 nucleotides long. RefSeq names its product gamma-tubulin complex component 3-like. The annotation marks the transcript as partial. The record is from RefSeq and is a predicted model, not a curated record. The transcript has 6 exons. Lineage: Eukaryota; Metazoa; Chordata; Aves; Procellariiformes; Procellariidae.